Molecule: messenger RNA, 1925 nt
Organism: Elephantulus edwardii (Cape elephant shrew)
Lineage: Eukaryota; Metazoa; Chordata; Mammalia; Macroscelidea; Macroscelididae
Gene: CNTFR
Product: ciliary neurotrophic factor receptor
Exons: 9
Coding region: 187-1302 (371 amino acids)
Biological process (GO): cytokine-mediated signaling pathway
Cellular component (GO): ciliary neurotrophic factor receptor complex; membrane; CNTFR-CLCF1 complex
Molecular function (GO): cytokine binding; ciliary neurotrophic factor receptor activity
Source: RefSeq, a predicted model, not a curated record
GAGGAGCCGGUGCAGAGCGGGCGGCGGCGGCAGCAGUGGAGGCGGCGGCUCCUGCCGGCAAGGCACGGCGCGGCGCGGGGCUCGGAGGUGGGAUCCAGCAGCGGCGCUCGCUCCGCGCUGCCUGCCUUGCUCCCUGCCGGGGGCGGUCGAGGGCGCGGCACCUAGGCACCGCGGCCUGAGGGUGCGAUGGCUGCUUCUGUCCCGUGGGCCUGCUGUGCUGUGCUUGCUGCUGCUGCUGCUGCGGUCGUCUACGCCCAGAGACACAGUCCACAGGAGGCACCCCACGUGCAAUACGAGCGCCUGGGUUCAGAUGUGACGCUGCCCUGUGGAACCGCCAGCUGGGAUGCAGCAGUGACGUGGCGAGUGAAUGGGACAGACCUGACACCCGACCUGCUCAACGGCUCCCAGCUCGUGCUUCAUGGCCUGGAACUGGGCCACAGUGGUCUCUACGCCUGCUUCCACCGUGACUCCUGGCACCUGCGCCACCAAGUCCUGCUACAUGUGGGCUUGCCGCCUCGGGAGCCUGUGCUCAGCUGUCGUUCCAACACUUACCCCAAAGGCUUCUACUGCACCUGGCACCUGCCCACCCCCACCUACAUCCCCAACACCUUCAACGUCACUGUGUUGCAUGGCUCCAAAAUUAUGGUCUGUGAGAAGGACCCAGCCCUCAAGAACCGCUGCCAUAUCCGCUACGUGCACCUGUUCUCCACCGUCAAGUACAAGGUCUCCAUAAGUGUCAGCAAUGCCCUGGGCUCCAACGCCACAGCCAUCACCUUCGACGAGUUCACCAUCGUGAAGCCAGACCCUCCAGAAAACGUGGUGGCCCGGCCUGUGCCUAGCAACCCUCGCCGGCUGGAGGUGACCUGGCAGACCCCUUCAACUUGGCCUGACCCUGAAUCCUUUCCACUCAAGUUCUUCCUACGCUACCGACCCCUCAUUCUGGACCAGUGGCAGCAUGUGGAGCUGUCAGACGGCACAGCGCACACCAUCACCGAUGCCUACGCUGGGAAGGAGUAUAUCAUCCAGGUGGCAGCCAAGGACAAUGAGAUUGGGACAUGGAGUGAUUGGAGCGUGGCUGCCCAUGCCACACCCUGGACAGAGGAGCCACGACACCUUACCACUGAGGCCCAGGCCCCGGAGACCACGACCAGUACCACCAGCUCACUGGCACCCCCACCUACCACGAAGAUCUGUGACCCUGAGCUGGGCGGCGGCAGCCCCUCAGCACCCUUCCUGGUCAGUGUUCCUGUCACUCUGGCUCUGGCUGCUGCCGCCACCACCAUUAGCAAUCUCCUGAUCUGAGCCCGGAACCCAGUGAUGACACGACUGAGCACCUGCAGAGGAGCAGAAACCGGAGCUGAGCCCACAGACCCCAGUUUCGACUUUGCACAUGGGCAGGAGGACCUUUUGCAUUCUCUUCAGACACAAUUUGUAGAGACCCCGGCGGGCCCGGGCCUGCCGCCCCCCAGCCCCACCACACCGGCCCUCUCCCCUUCUCGGGAGGAGGACCAUGCAGCUAACCCACCCACCAAAGACCCUCUCCCACCCUCGGGCUGGACCCUCCAAAGCCAGCGACUCCCAGGAGCCCUUGGGGGUCUGAGGGGAACCCCUCACACCCUCAGUUUCUCCUGCCUCGGCCUCCUGUCUGUCCCAGGGUCUUUGUUGCCACCAUCAGAUUAUAAGCUCCUGACGCUGGGGGGGCCCAGCCAUUUCCCUCCCCCCAGUGCCCAUACUUUUCAGUCCCCCAACCUCUGCCCAUUUUGUACGACCUUCCUCUAGGCCCUACUCCUACCCACAGUAUUUAAUGCCCUGUCAGUCCCUUCUAGUCUGACUCAAUGGUAACUUGCUGUAUUUGAAUUUUUUAUAGAUGUAUAUACAGGGGUGGGAGGUGGGGGGGUUCUCAUUAAAGGUCACCAUUUCAUGAG